GGGCCGCCUAUAAAUGCUGGGCACACACGGCGCCAUCACAUUCCUCUGUGUGGCUCUGUGACUUGGGGUGCGGGAAUAUAGGAAGAUGGCGGACCAGAUGUCCCAGCUGGAGUGCAGCAUCGAGACUAUCAUCAACAUCUUCCACCAGUACUCUGUGCGGCUGGGGCACCCGGACACGCUCAACCAGAAGGAACUGAAACAGCUCGUCAAAAAGGAGCUGCCCAACUUCCUCAAGAAGCAGAAGAAGAAUGACAAUGCCAUAAACAAGAUCUUGGAGGACCUGGACACAAACGGAGACAAGCAGCUGAACUUCGAGGAGUUCUCCAUCUUAGUGGGCAAGCUGACAAUGGCCUCCCAUGAGGAGAUGCACAAGAAUGCCCCUGAAGGAGAAGGCCACAGCCACGGGCCAGGCUUUGGGCAGGGUGACCAGGGCCACUGCCAUAGCCACAGUGGCCAUGGCCAUGGCCACAGCCACUAGCCAGGAGGCCAGGACACCCUGCCCCUGCCCAACGAGGGCCCCAGAGAGGCCCCACUGCCUUAGCUGGAGGGGCUGGGAAAUGGGGAGCAAAAUAAAGUCUUCCUCCAAGC
Lontra canadensis (Northern American river otter) is the source of this 588-nucleotide messenger RNA. It is a transcript of the gene S100A9, whose product is annotated as S100 calcium binding protein A9. Gene Ontology annotation, molecular function: calcium ion binding. The transcript has 3 exons. Gene Ontology annotation, cellular component: extracellular exosome; nucleus; cytoplasm. The record is from RefSeq and is a predicted model, not a curated record. NCBI's taxonomy places the organism in Eukaryota, Metazoa, Chordata, Mammalia, Carnivora, Mustelidae. Gene Ontology annotation, biological process: regulation of integrin biosynthetic process; chronic inflammatory response; neutrophil aggregation. The coding region runs from base 86 to 478 and encodes 130 amino acids.